Amphiprion ocellaris (clown anemonefish) is the source of this 1743-nucleotide messenger RNA. It is a transcript of the gene rfxap, whose product is annotated as regulatory factor X-associated protein. The record is from RefSeq and is a predicted model, not a curated record. Gene Ontology annotation, biological process: regulation of transcription by RNA polymerase II. The transcript is spliced from 3 exons. NCBI's taxonomy places the organism in Eukaryota, Metazoa, Chordata, Actinopteri, Pomacentridae. The coding region runs from base 269 to 913 and encodes 214 amino acids. Gene Ontology annotation, cellular component: nucleus.
CAGCGAAGAAGACGAAGAAGAAGGUCCUCGUUAUUGAAAUACAGUGUGUAGCGACCAGCUAAACUAAUGGAAGUAUCCCGGUAGCCGCUUGUAAAUCUCAACAUUUCUUAUCAACUUAUGAUCUAUUUAUGACACACCGCACUCAGAAAGACGCUUAACGUUUGAUAAAGGAAACUAGGUGGGAAAAUGUCAGAGAACCGCUAGCUAAGUUCGCUAACGUGAGGCUACUGCAAAGGGAUGCUAGUUAGCUAGCUUGAGCACCGCAAUCAUGAGCGAAGAAGACAACUCGGCAUCCGCAAAUAAAGACAAAGACUCGACUUUCCUGCUCACUAAAGACGGACAGAGGUACUACGUGAGUAAAGGCGGAGUCGUGGACAGCAGAAAUGUGAUAACGCCCCACGAACCGGAGAACAACGUCUCCUCCUACGACAUGGACGAUCCGGACGAGGAGAGCGACGUUCUGGACACUUCGGAUCCCAGAGACAGCGCCGCCAGCCCGGAGGAGCUCAACGACGAGGAGACCUCGGAGGGAGACAAUGCCCCCAAACAGUGCACCUACGAGGGAUGCAAAGAGACGACGACUCAGGUGGCCAAGCAGAGGAAACCCUGGAUGUGCAAAAAGCACCGCAACAAAAUGUACAAGGACAAGUACAAGAAGAAGAAGAGUGAUCAGGCCAUGUCCAGUGGAAAACUUGAUGAGAACUCUGAGGAGCGGCCUGUGUCUGUUAACAAACAGCGUCUGGGUGCCAUGGGAGACCGUCCUGCCAGACCUUCUCUGAUAGAGCAGGUCCUCAACCAGAAAAGACUGUCUCUGCUCAGGAGUCCGGAGGUGAUCAGCUUCCUGCAGCAACAGCAGCAGCUUCUGGCCACACAGAGCCGUAGCCAAUCACAGCAGCAGUUCCAGGGCUGCUGACGCUGGCGGGACAGUGUUUGACAUCAGUAUUUGUAAUGCAAAGAGAGCACUGAAGAAACACACAGUCUGGCGCCUGAUGUAUAAAUGGAUAACAACCGCACAUUGUAAGCACGAAUUCGUCCAAUCAGACAGCCACAAAAGAAGAAAAAGGUAAUCGAAUGGUGUUUUGUUUUUUUUACGUGUUGAGACUUAUGCACUAAACUAGGUUAACUUAUAGAAAUGCAUCUCAAAAUGUGGAUUUCAUGAAGUAGCACACUGACCAUGUAAUUUAACCAUAUCCGGUGCUGUUUGGGGGUUAUAUUUUUCUAAAUACAAGCCAACUCUUUUAGCCAUUGUCAGUUUACGUUUUAGUUGUGAAGUCCUUGUCUUUAUGUUAGUUAUCUUGAUAAUAACGAAGGCCAAGGUUUAAACUUGUCCGGUCAAAGUUGUUCGAUUUAGUUCUUGCCCAAAUAAUCCUGAGGUCAGUUUGAUCAUUGCUGAAAAAAACUUGAGUUUCACUGUGUUUAAGUAUCUUUUAUAUGCUACUUUUAAGGCCAUUUCACCUUCGUUCUUGACUAAUGUUUGCUCUGUUUUCAAUGUUUUCUCUUUAAGUGUUGUUACAUGUGACAAUCAAUUGUGUAAUGCACGUCUUUUCAGCCGAGUGGAGCUUUUAGGACUUGUUUUUAACACAUGGUUUUGUAUGUCUGUUGCACAAACAGUAAAUCAUGACUGAAUACAAGCUAAAUUUUGUUGGGAUGAAUGUUACGCAUGUCAGCUCUGUUUGCUUUGUAUUUAAGUUCCAGUGUGUGUCCCCUACUGUGAAUAUGAGAUUAAAGAUAUGUUACCAUUUA